Exophiala oligosperma is the source of this 1135-nucleotide messenger RNA. RefSeq lists its product as uncharacterized. The record is from RefSeq and is a predicted model, not a curated record. The transcript has 3 exons. Bases 238 to 918 code for a protein of 226 amino acids. Gene Ontology annotation, molecular function: RNA 7-methylguanosine cap binding; translation initiation factor activity. Gene Ontology annotation, biological process: translational initiation. Gene Ontology annotation, cellular component: eukaryotic translation initiation factor 4F complex; cytoplasm. NCBI's taxonomy places the organism in Eukaryota, Fungi, Ascomycota, Eurotiomycetes, Chaetothyriales, Herpotrichiellaceae.
CAGCAAGUCGACAAUACUUUCUGUCGUUCUCAAGCCUCUCUUCAUCCAGAGCGCCUGCCUACAAAUAACAUAGCAGGUCUAACUUGAAUUCUUUGAGUGGCUACGUUUGCGUUUGGCCACCGACACUUCUGCAUCUUGAGCAAACGAUAAUUCUCCUCUGCUUGGAUUCUCCUGCGAUCUUUAUUUCACAGAUCCCCUACGCCCUCCGAACGAAUUAAUUAAUAUCACAUCUUCAAUAUGGCGGAAGUGGCAAUGCCGCAGCCUGUCCCUGGGCCUGUCUCAAACGAGAACACUGCGCCAUCAACGUCCGAUGAGAUCAAGACCGUGUUUCACGACGUCAAUAACUUCAACGUCAAACAUCCUCUUCUCAAUGCCUGGAGCCUAUGGUUCACCAAGCCGCCGUCCUCAAAAGGAGACAAUUGGAACGACUUGCUAAAAGAAGUUAUCACCUUCGACACAGUUGAGGAGUUUUGGGGUGUCUAUAAUAACAUCACUGCGUGCUCCGACCUCAGUCUCAAGUCUGACUAUCACCUUUUCAAGAAAGGAGUGCGACCAGAAUGGGAAGAUAUUCAGAAUAAGCAUGGUGGCAAAUGGUCGUACUCUUUCAAGGACAAGAAGUUGAUCAACAUUGAUGAACUCUGGCUUCAUACCCAGUUGGCCGCGAUUGGCGAGACCCUCGAGGACGAAGGAGACAACGAGAUCAUGGGCGUAGUUGUGAACGUUCGCAAAGGAUUCUACAGAAUUGGAUUGUGGACUCGGACUACUGGAAAAGCUGGUGGCAAAGACACAUUGAUGAAGAUCGGUGCACGAUUCAAGGAGGUCUUACAAUUGGGACCGAGUGAUGUUCUUGAGUUCAGCGGUCACACUGAUGCGGCUCACGCUGGUAGCACCAGAGCGAAGGCCAAGUACACUGUCUGAAGGGAGCGAGAUCGGGCUCUCAGCAGGGUUUUCUUUCACACUAUGGUAUUACGAUAUGUGGUUUGGGUGUGCUCGAAAAGGAGUCCAACGGCGUUUUUCAUUCGGUGGAUACGGCUUUCAUGAGAGGGCAAGAAGGAAUACCCUGCAUUUUAUCAGGCAUAGCAUAGCAUCAAGUCGGUUCAAACCGCAAAAUAUGAUUGCAAAGUUAAGCAUCUGC